Molecule: messenger RNA, 2235 nt
Organism: Aspergillus saccharolyticus JOP 1030-1
Lineage: Eukaryota; Fungi; Ascomycota; Eurotiomycetes; Eurotiales; Aspergillaceae
Exons: 7
Coding region: 1-1740 (579 amino acids)
Source: RefSeq, a predicted model, not a curated record
AUGAUCAAAGGUUACAGUACUACCGGAGAGAGUAAUCUACAUCACGGGAUCACGCUAUCUUCAAGUAAAUUCACUACAUGGAGUGUUGUCAUUCCAUAUGUUACUCCCAAGACAACCUACUCAUACUUCACAAUUGGCUGCGAUGCUUCCCAAUCUCAAGCAAGCACUCCAUCCUUUCAUCUCAGGAACCGCGGUCUUCAAGAUGCCGAGACUGCAUCGCAAGGCCCGGACCGGGAUCAGGUAAACAACCCUUCACUGGCAAGCACACACGGCCUCAGUGACCUGCGUUCAGACCUGCACGCAGCCACGCGUGUGCUAGGCAUCGACGACAUAGAUGACCUGUUUCCCACGACAGCGGAAACCCUUCGCAUCAGCCGAGCUCUUCGGCAGGAAACAGAGCGAGGCCAUCUCUCUGCCGACAACACACUUCAGGAAUCUGACUUGACUGUCAACGAAACCAGCCAUUAUCCCCAGAGAUUCCCUGACCACCGUGCUGGACGAUUUGACAACAUGGAUCUAGCAAAGGAAGGCAGUCCUCUGAAGGGAGACAACGAUCAGGCGUCCGUUUCUGACUGGUCUUUGCUGUCAACCGCGGAUUCAGUAACCGUUGAACCUGAAAUUGUCGACAAGCCCAACACCAAGAAAAAGAAAAAGAAGAAGAAUAGCGGCAACAGGAAGAAUAAGGAGGUCAUGAAUGACCAGAAUGAGAGCAACUCGUCUCUAAGCUCGUCGAGCUUGGUCAGUGCCCUUGGCAGCCAGAGCACUGACAGCUUGGCCAACAGCAUCGGAAGCGAUAGUACUGCGAGUUUCGGUGAUACAUCCGGAGACAUUGGAGAUGGCCCAGUUCCCGUGUACAUGCGUUUGGACUUCUGGGAUCGCGAGACUAUCAUUGAGGAGACUGAAGAACAGCUCGUUUCAAGCAUCGAGAAAGAGGUCGUCCUGAGCAUCAAAGAUGACGCAUCUCGCUUGAGUGGUUCCAUGUCGUCUCUCAGCCUUAGCUCAGCGAACACUCUCCCCCGCGAACAGCUCGAAGUUUCACGUCUGAGCAUCGCCUCUGCCUCUUCCGACCGGGCUUCGUUGAGCAUCUUGUCGAGCGAGCAGCAUUCUUUCGAGACUCUGUCCGCCGAGCAUCCUGACCAGAGUCUUGCUGAUGACGGUACCGCUUCGCUCGUAUCCUCUCUCGCAUCCACAGACACAGCGAGCAACGACGAAGAGAAAGGUGACGUUGAAACCAAAGGUGACGAUGAAACCGAAGGUGAUGCUGAAAAGCCCGCGGCUCCUGCUGUGGCUCGCAAGCCUUAUAAGGAUCCGACUCUCUGGUUGCGUGGCUUCACUGGUACUAUGCCUAAGCCUUGUCCGCCUGGAGGCCCAUGUCGACCCGAGGACGGCCGUUCCUGGGAUACCAAGAUCCUUUGGUGCACCGAGUGCUACGGACCAUGUCCCAUCUGCCAGAAGCCAUGCUGCGUUCUGAUGGGUUGCCGUAUGUACAUGUCUCAGCCUCCUGCAGAACGAAACUGGCUGAAGUCACGCCGCUGCUUCAUGGUUGUGACUCUCCUGCAGCGUUACGGCAACCUAACAAAGGACACCUCGACCUAUGCUAUGUGCUCCGAGCCCGGUGGUUGCGGACGUCACGUCUGUUCUGACUGCUGCGGCAUCUGUCCCACUGCGAUGUGUCGUGAUAUUCAGUGCAAGGAAUGCAAGCCCAACCCUUGGGGCCCAUGCGAUUGGCACGAGGCGUAGUAAAUGGUCUCUGGCGGAAGGGAGUACCUUUGGCACCGUUUGUAUCAAAUGGAGCUAACAGUGUGAUCUCAUUUGUCAUUGGCAUAUUGCUUGUUGUGUAUCUGUCAAGACACAUGGACGUUCUGGUCACGCAUGGAUAGGAGGGAAACAGACGGGAAUGGAUGGACAAGUGGUCAAGCAUCAUUUGGACGAUUCGGUCCUGUUAGAUGAACUCGCUGUACGUGACUGGAGAGAACAUGUUUCAAUUUGAUUUAAGAAUACAAUCCAAGGUACCACGAUGACACUGUUCUCAAGUGGUCAUUGAUGUCCAUAUUUCAUCCUCGCAUACUGACAAGGAUAAAAGGAUAUGAACUCACUAUACUGAGCACCUGUAUCUGAGUAUGUGUGGCAUCAAAGGAGGACCAUUUAACAUGAGUUGGAUGAACGAUCAGGCUACGAAGUAGAUCGGCCCACACCCCCAAAUGCUAACUCCAAUACAGAAGAAGUGAUAACAUA